GGCUCACACAUUUCUGAUAAAGAUACACCGACACGCGAGCGAAGAGACGUGCGAGUUAGCCUUCAUCUGGAUCAGCAUCCUUAUCAUCAUCAUCAUCAGCAGCAGCAGCAGCAGCAGCGGCGGUGACCACGGCAUCAUCGACAGGGAGAACCUGAGACAAAGAGAGAGAGAGAGAGAGACGGACGAUCAAACAACAGAUUCACACGGUAGAGAGAGAGAGAGAGAGAGAGAGAGACAGGCCUGCAGCCGCUCCUCCGCCUGUCUGUGAUGGCCGACCACAACCACAUGUUCCCGUGUGUCUGCUGAGUGUCUGCAGGUGGGUGUGUUCUGUGUCUGUACUGAGCGUGUGCGUGAGCGAUGGGGAACGCCGAGAGCAUGGAGAGCCAGCUGGCCGUGAUCCGGUCCAGAGCCGCUCCAGUUCGACUGCCGAUGCCUGACCCAGCAGAGCUGGAGGAGAGAUUCUCCAUCGCACUGAAUUCCAUGAACCUGCCUCCUGAUAAGGUGCGUCUGCUUCGUUCCUAUGACAACGAGAAGAAGUGGGAGCUGAUCUGUGAUCAGGAGCGGUUUCAGGUGAAAAACCCUCCACACACUUACAUUCAGAAACUGAGAGGCUUCCUGGAUCCUGCAGUAACACGCAAGAAGUUCAGGAGAAGAGUUCAAGAGUCGACUCAGACACUCCGAGAGCUAGAGAUUUCCCUUCGCACCAACCAUAUCGGGUGGGUCAGAGAGUUUCUUAAUGAGGAGAAUCGAGGUCUUGAUGUUCUUGUGGAGUAUUUGUCCUUUGCUCAGUACGCUGUCACGUUUGAUGGUGAGCAAUCGGAGGAUCGAGCUGAAGUAUCGUCCAUUGACUCUCCCUGGAGUCGGUCGAUUGAGGACCUCCAUGGAGACUGCAGCCUUCCCUCCCCCUCCUCGUCAGCACCCCGAGCGGCUCGCCACUCCAUCAGUUCCACUCUAGUCACUCGCUCCAAUACUCUGCCAAGUCGUCGAACUCUGAAGAAUUCCCGACUCGUCUGUAAGAAAGACGACGUUCACGUUUGUGUCAUGUGCCUGAGAGCCAUCAUGAACUACCAGUAUGGCUUCAACAUGGUGAUGUCACAUCCUCACGCCGUCAAUGAGAUCGCCCUGAGCCUCAACAACCGGAACCCUAGGACGAAGGCGUUGGUGCUUGAGUUGUUGGCAGCGGUCUGUUUGGUCAGAGGAGGUCAUGAGAUCAUCCUUUCGGCCUUUGACAACUUCAAGACGGUGUGUUCAGAGUCGAUGCGUUUUGAGAAGUUGAUGGAGCAUUUUAAGAAUGAAGACGACAACAUCGACUUUUUGGUGGCCUGUAUGCAGUUCAUUAACAUCGUGGUUCACUCAGUGGAAGACAUGAACUUCAGAGUUCACCUGCAGUACGACUUCACCAAGCUGAACCUGGAUGAACACCUGGAGCGGCUAAAGCACACGGAGAGUGACAGGCUGCAGGUGCAGAUUCAGGCUUACCUGGAUAACGUGUUUGAUGUAGGGACCCUGCUAGAGGACGCCGAGACCAAGACAGCCGCCCUAGAGCGAGUUGAAGAGCUGGAGGAGAAUCUGACCACGAUGUCGGAGCGCCUCCUUGAUGUGGAGAACGAGGCGAUGCUGAAGAUCGUUGAGCUCGAGAAACAGCUGAUGCAGACCAACAAGGAGCUGGACCACAUCCGGGAUGUGUAUGCCAGUGCCAACUCCCAGGUGCACACGCUGCGGCGGAUGGUUAGGGAGAAGGACCAGACUAUUCGGCGCCAGAGUCGUUUAGAGCGUCAGGCUCAGGAGGCACAGCAGGCCGGAGGACCUGGAGGUCCACAACCACAGCGAGGGGAGGGGGAUGGGGGAGUGUCUGACUCUGCCUCCCCAUCACCCCCGCCCUGCCCUAACCUGUCCCCAAGUCCUGAGACAGUAGCCUAUCACGGCAUGGGAACUGGCAUGGGUGGAGCUCCAGGAAUGCCGGCCCCUCCCCCUCCCCCCCCUCCUCCACCACCAAUGCCAGGUUCAGUGUCCAACGAGUCGUACCCUGCUCCUCCUCCCCCUGCUCCUCCGCCUCCCCCUCCCCCUCCCCCCCCCUGUCGGACCAGUGAGCUCUCCUCUAACAUCCCCAUGCCCCCCCCUCCUCCCCCUGUGGCCCCCCCUCUUCCAGGUACAGGGGGGUCGCCAACGGUCAUCUUUAACUCUGGACUAGCAGAGGGUCCGCUCAAGUUAUUCUCGGUCAAGAUCAAGAAGCCAAUUCAGACCAAGUUUAGGAUGCCAGUGCUGAACUGGGUUGCUCUCAAGCCAAGUCAGAUCAAUGGAACAAUAUUCAAUGAUAUCGAUGAUGAGGCCAUCCUGCAGGACUUGGACAUGGAGGGUUUUGAGGAGCUAUUUAAGACGAAGGCCCAGGGUCCAGCAGUUGACCUCACAAUGUCUCGUCAGAAAGUUCCUCAGAAGGCAGCUUCCAAAGUUUCUCUGCUGGAAGCAAAUCGAGCCAAAAACCUUGCCAUCACAUUGAGAAAGGCAGGCCAAGGGUCAGAGGUCAUUUGUCGGGCCAUCCAAACGUUUGACCUGCGCACCAUUCGGGUGGACUUUGUGGAAUGUCUGAUGCGUUUCCUGCCAACAGAGGCUGAGGUCAAACUGCUACGGCAAUACGAGAGGGACAGAAAACCUUUGGAGGCUCUGAGUGAUGAAGACCGAUUUAUGAUGCAGUUUAGCCGUAUUGAAAGACUCAACCAGCGAAUGUCCAUCAUGAUCUUCAUGGGCAACUUCAACGACAACGUCCAGAUGUUGACACCGCAACUUCAUGCGAUCAUCGCUGCCUCAGUCUCCAUUAAAUCAUCUCAGAAACUCAAGAAGAUUCUGGAGAUCAUCUUGGCUCUGGGGAACUACAUGAACAGCAGUAAAAGAGGAGCUGUGUAUGGAUUCAAACUGCAGAGUUUAGACCUGCUGUUGGAUACCAAGUCGACUGAUCGGACUCAGACUCUUCUUCAUUACAUCUCUAAUGUGGUGAGAGAGAAAUAUCCUGCCGUGGCAUUGUUUUAUAACGAACUACACUACGUCGACAAGGCGGCUGCAGUGAGUCUGGAGAACGUGCUGUGUGACGUGAAGGAGCUUCAGCGCGGCAUGGAGCUCACCUGGAGGGAGUUCAGCGUCUCACACAACGCCACACUCAAGGACUUCAUCAGCAGGAAUGAGUCACGGCUGAACAAGCUGCAGGAGGACGCACGCAUCGCUCAGGAUGCCUUUGAGGAUGUGGUGAAGUUUUUCGGUGAGAGUUCAAAGACAAUGCCUCCGUCUGUCUUCUUUCCCGUCUUCGUUCGUUUCAUCAAAGCAUAUAGGGUGGCAGAGGAGGAUAACGAGCAGCGACGGCGGCAGGAGCAGAUGUUGUUGGAGAAACUGGAGCAGGAGGAGCAGCAGGAUGAGGAGGCAGAGACUAAGUCCCCCUCUCACAGGGGGCGGAGACAGCAGCAGGAGCUGAUCAGCGAGCUGAGACGGCGGCAGGGAAAAGACAGCCGCCAUGUUUACGAGGGGAAGGAUGGCGCCAUUGAGGACAUUAUCACAGCUCUGAAGACUGUCCCCUUCACGGCUCGAUCUGCCAAACGCAGCUCCAGAUUCUUUUGUGACCCCGCCCACACCGAGGAGCACUACUGAGAGACAUGUCAGAUAGUGAUGACAUCACAAAGAGAGUGAUGACAUCACAGACUGACCUGUAAUUCCACUCAGUCCGUCUCUGCAGCACUUUUGUCCAGGAUCUGUCUUUGGAUUGUUCCAGAUCCACUCAGCUCUGAUCUACUUCAGAUACACAUGCCCCCCCCCCCAGCAUGCAUCAGUCCACAUACAGCUCAGUGACCCAUACAGGGAGGAGAAUAAUUCAAUACUUCAGAAUUGAACGAGAAGAUUGGACUCCAGACUGUAAAUCUCACCACUACAUCACACAGAGGGACCAAAGAUCUGAGCCGAGGAGGAUUUUAUUUAAAACCACACCUCCUUAUAGAAAAUGUGAACAUUUGAACUUCCUGAAGAACUCUGGGAGGAAGAUCACUGAUGAACAUCAGAACAAACAGGAAGUGAACCUCAGAGGAGCUGAUGUUUCCAUGAGGCUCCAACCUUAGACUGGUUAUUAGACUCACUCUGACCUCGUGGUUCUGCAGGGGUCACGGAUUUAAGAUCAGGGAUAAGGUCACCUGGAGACAUUGACCUGGUCAGUGAGGGCGCCACCUACUGGUCAGAGCCACAUGAGAUAAACCUUUUUGGAAACUGACUGAGAGGAAUCUACAGACAUGAUGUCACAGAGAGGGUGGUGACAUCACAGAAAGGGUGGUGACAUCACAGAGAGGGUGGUGACAUCACAGAGAGACUGAUGACAUCACAGAGUCGGUGUUGAAUGAGAUGACUUGUCUUCUUCCGUUGGCAACAUCCACUUUUAAUCAAUGGGACCAAUUAGCACUUUGAACAUUUGUGAUCAAUCGAUGUUAACUGAUGACAUCAUCUUUUUUUUUAUCUGUGAGCAUGGACGGGAAGGAUUGACCUUUGACCUCCAGAGUUAAACUGUUAAUAAAUUUGACACUCUUACAAAACCUUACAUGGGACAACAGGGGAGGACAGGUGGAGCCUGAUGAGCACAGGGGAGGACAGGUUUAGGACAGGUGGAGCCUGAUGAGCACAGGUUUAGGACAGGUGGAGCCUGAUGAGCACAGGGGAGGACAGGUGGAGCCUGAUGAGCACAGGUGAGGACAGGUUUAGGACAGGUGGAGCCUGAUGAGCACAGGUUUAGGACAGGUGGAGCCUGAUAAGCAAAGGUUUAGGACAGGUGGAGCCUGAUGAGCACAGGGGAGGACAGGUGGAGCCUGAUGAGCACAGGUGAGGACAGGUUUAGGACAGGUGGAGCCUGAUGAGCACAGGUUUAGGACAGGUGGAGCCUGAUAAGCACAGGUUUAGGACAGGUGGAGCCUGAUGAGCACAGGUUUAGGACAGGUGGAGCCUGAUAAGCACAGGUUUAGGACAGGUGGAGCCUGAUAAGCACAGGUUUAGGACAGGUGGAGCCUGAUGAGCACAGGUUUAGGACAGGUGGAGCCUGAUGAGCACAGGUUUAGGACAGGUGGAGCCUGAUGAGAACAGGUGAGGACAGGUUUAGGACAGGUGGAGCCUGAUGAGCACAGGUGAGGACAGGUUUAGGACAGGUGGAGCCUGAUGAGCACAGGUUUAGGACAGGUGGAGCCUGAUGAGUACAGGUUUAGGACAGGUGGAGCCUGAUAAGCACAGGUUUAGGACAGGUGGAGCCUGAUGAGCACAGGGGAGGACAGGUGGAGCCUGAUGAGCACAGGUGAGGACAGGUUUAGGACAGGUGGAGCCUGAUGAGCACAGGUUUAGGACAGGUGGAGCCUGAUGAGUACAGGUUUAGGACAGGUGGAGCCUGAUAAGCACAGGUUUAGGACAGGUGGAGCCUGAUGAGUACAGGUGAGGACAGGUUUAGGACAGGUGGAGCCUGAUAAGCACAGGUGAAGACAGGUUAGGACAGUGAGGUUUGGUUCAAACAUGUAGACAAUCUACAUUAAUACUACACUAAACUUUUCAAACCUUCAUGAUUGGUUAUAGUGGCUCAUGGCUGUUGUUCUUAAUAAAAUUCACCUGGACUCACCUGGACUUAGAAUGCAGACAUGGACAGACAGCCCCACCCUCCCG
This is a messenger RNA of Cheilinus undulatus (humphead wrasse), 5664 nucleotides long. RefSeq names its product formin-like protein 2. Gene Ontology annotation, molecular function: actin filament binding; small GTPase binding. Bases 358 to 3633 code for a protein of 1091 amino acids. The transcript has 28 exons. Gene Ontology annotation, cellular component: cytosol. The record is from RefSeq and is a predicted model, not a curated record. Lineage: Eukaryota; Metazoa; Chordata; Actinopteri; Labriformes; Labridae. Gene Ontology annotation, biological process: regulation of cell shape; cortical actin cytoskeleton organization; cell migration.